Molecule: messenger RNA, 3324 nt
Organism: Trichosporon asahii var. asahii CBS 2479
Lineage: Eukaryota; Fungi; Basidiomycota; Tremellomycetes; Trichosporonales; Trichosporonaceae
Exons: 10
Coding region: 1-3324 (1107 amino acids)
Biological process (GO): DNA repair; proteasome-mediated ubiquitin-dependent protein catabolic process
Cellular component (GO): nucleus; site of double-strand break
Molecular function (GO): protein binding; nucleic acid binding
Source: RefSeq, a predicted model, not a curated record
AUGCUCUACAUCGCAUCCACUCUCACGCCCACCCCAGUCACUCAUUCGGUUGCGGUCACCGGCUUCACAGGCGAGGGCCAAAGCCUGGUCGUGGCGAAGCCUGACCGUGUUGAGGUUUGGGAUGUCACCGCAACCGGGCUUGUCUUUCGGGGCGAACUCACUAUCUGGGGCACGAUCGCUGGACUCGCGGUCACGAAUAUCUCGGUGGAACCCAUUCAGGGAGGAGCUCUCGAUUACCUCGUCUCUCAAGCUCGUGCCACCGACACCAGCUCUGCGAAGGCAAGAGUUCUUCACGGCCGUCAUCACAGACAGCAACGUCGCUCUAGUCUCACUCUGGACAGUAUUCGCGAACACAACCUCCUCGACCUAACCUUUGUUCCCUGCGAGGACUCGGGUAAUCCGGUUUUGACAUUCCUGUGGAUGUCGGAGGAGAACAAGAUCCUCCUCCAGCCACGAGCACUGUCGCUCCAGACGCACAGCUUCACCGACCUCGCCGCCCGAACAGAUGUCGUGAACCCGUUAGAUCUGCCGAUGAGCGAUGUCGAUAAUCCGAAUUUCCUCGAGACUGACUUCUCCUGUCCAGCCGGUCGCAGUGUGCUGUCCCUUGGUAUGGGGCCGAACGGAUGUCGCAGCUUCCUCGUGGUCGGUGACGAAUUUGCAGUCAUGUACUGCAUCAACCCCGUUCCGGCAAGCCCGAAGACGAUCGCUAAGGGGCCAGUGAAGCGCAGCCCUCGCUCAGAGGCCGGAGGCACAGGGAAGCGCCGCAAGUCGAGCCAAUCUGGACGCAGUGUCAACACCGACCCCGAACCGCUGUGGAGUGUGCAGCCGGUGUGGCGCGUCCGGCAAGGCUUUGGCACUGUCCUUGCUGUACUUCUGGGAGAUGAGUAUGGACGACUGACUGCGGUGGGAUGGGAGUUCGAGGACAUGGAGAAGGUGCAGGUUGGAAUGAUCGACAUGGGAGUCGUUUCCGCGCCCUCCAGCCUGACGUAUCUGGACAACGGCUACCUCUUCUCGGCUUCGGCAUGCGGCGACUCGUUGUUGGUCUAUCUGGUGCUUCCAUCGCCAAACUCAACUCGCCAACCAUCAGGUAAGGGCAAAGAGAAGGCACAUGACAUCUCAGAUGCUGGCGCGUAUGAGAUUGUCACUGCAGAGCCCCAACAUGGUCGAGUGGACGUCCGGGAACGGUGGAUGAACAUUGCUCCCGCCAAGGACUUUGCGAUCGUCAAGGAGGACGAUGGACGAGUUUCUCAUGUCGUCGUUGCAUCCGGCUCGGCAAGCUCGAACUCUUUCCGAGUAGUUCGAAGCGGAGUCGGUUUCGAGAAUCUGAUGACGAUCGAGGAGAUUCCGGGAAUCGAGAGAAUGUGGACAAUCCCCGCAGCUGACGGACCUUCCCUCAUGGUCUCGUUCGCGUACUCGACGACUAUUCUGCAGAUCGAACCAGAGGUCUCAGUCUUCAAGGCGGCUGACCAGGUGACGGCGGUCCCGACCUUUGCGGCCGGCUUGGUGGACAAGAGUCUGCUCCUUCAAGUGACACCGGAAGGAAUCCGAUUAUGGUCCGAUCUCGCCGCCGGCAUGCUUGCCGGCAACGUCGACGCACCGGAGGACAACCGCAUCGCCACCGCGAAUGUGAGGGGCAACAUCGCUGUGGCUGCGUUCAGGGAUGGGACUGUAACACUGUUUCGAGCGUCCUCGCAGGGAUUGCAGGAGGUUGUUAAGGGCUUCCUUGCCAUCGCUGAUUGGUGUGGAGAGAUCGAUCUCGUCGCUGUCGAAGGAGCAGACCAAGGUACUGUCCUAAAGUCGAUCCGCGAGGCUGCAUACGCGACCUCACUACAGUUCCAAGAAUCCAACAACGAGCCCACAAGGCUGUUGGCUGGACUGUCAGACGGCACAUUUGUCUCUUAUUCCGUCAAGCUCAACGGUGCUGAGUGCUCUGACAGUCGACAUGCCUCGUCAUUGGGCCUACGACCGCUGCGUCUGAUUGCCCUGGACAUCUCUCCAAACGCAGAGGAGCACGUGGUGGCGGCCGGCAUAAGUGACAGGUUGUCGCUCGUCUUUGAAUCUCGCGAUCACUACGAGUUCUCGUCUAGCGGCAAGAAGGGCAUCGUGUUCGAGCGGUUGACGAGCUUGAAGAAGCUGCAGGUGCAGACGCUUGAUCUGGGCAACCGCUCGGCCACGCGAGUGGCUGCACUUCCUGGUUACAACCUAGUUGUGGCAGAAACCGUCACGAGGUCUAUGGAUCACCAGACCGGCGAUGUCUUGCAGUCGUCCAGCGUGGAACUUCGGAAUGCUACGACACUGGAACUGCUGUCCGAAUUCCAGCUGCCCGAGCGGGAAGCGGUGGCCUCCGUGAAUGCGGUCACUCUGCAUGGUCGCAAGUACAUCUUGGUGGGCACGGCGAUCUUCGAGAACGAAGAUGCUCUCGAAGACGCUACUUUGGAGGACGUUACGUCGUUCAUCGCAACCAACCGCGGACGACUGCUCCUGUUCCAGAUCAACGAGUCCGCGGGGCCGUCUUUGGACCUUGUCACCUCCAUGACGUUCAACGGUCCAGUAUACGACACGGUUGUGAUCCACGGCUUCCUCGCUGUGGCUACCUCAACGAAGGUGUCUAUUCUGCGACUCACUACUCAGCCCCCCAGUCUCGAGGAGGCCGCCAGCUUCGCCUUUGCGUUCGAGACGCAUCACCUUGCAGUUGUUGAGAUCGACAAGGAGAAGCGGCUGGUUGUCGGCGACGCGAUGAGGAGUAUCAUCGUGCUGAGCGUAGAUCCCGAGAGCGGUGACAUCGUGGGCGACCAACGAGACAUGAACGCCCACCUCGUUCGCUGUCUGAGUGCCGUUCAUGACGUUGAGCCUGGCGUGAUGAUUGCUGAUGGCAUCACGCCAGCGGCUAGCAUUGGUCUCAGCGAAGAUGUCACCCGCCUCCAACCCGGUACACUGGCACCAGUGUCAGCCGAGGGCGACAUUCUGAGGGCCGAUCUGCUGUGCACAACCGUGAACGGGCGACUGGGCGUUAUCGGUGAACUCGGCAAGGGCUCUAUCAGAACACUUGACGACCUGCAGCGCAACAUGAACAAACUGUACAAGGGCCCAGGUGGCUUGGAAUGGAAAGAAAGCGGCAACAUGCUCGUCCCUCGAGAGACUGUCGGAUUCAUCGACGGCGACUUCGUACAGCGAUUCUCAUCGCUCGAUUCCUCUCUGCAAGACAAAAUUCUGAGUGGAACCAGUGCUCCGGAAGCGGUGUCUAAGGUAGUGGACGGUGAGCUUGAGAAUGCUUCAAAGGCAGACGUCGAGCGUAUUCUGGAGAUUGUGGGCGCCCUGCACUAG